AUGUUACAAGUAUUUUUGGAUAUUUUUAAUGAAUUAGGCCUUGUUCUUGAUAGUAUAAAUUUAAACGAAUAUUUGUUGUUGGAUAAAGAGUUUUUAGAACAAUUAUGUUCAUUUCUGAAAGUGUUCGAUGACGUAAUCGAACAACUUAGUGAUGAUAAACGACCAAAAAUCUAUAUAGUUCUUCCACUUCGUCAACGAUUACUUAACGAAUACGAAGUAGCACCGAACGAUUGUGAUGGCUUAGAAGAAAUGAGGGUUUUCUUAUCUCGACAUCUUACAACUGUAUGGGUUUUGCAGGACGUUCACUAUAUUUCAUGUUUGCUUCACCCAUCUUUAAAACAACUUCAAAUCGCUCCUCAUGAAAAAUCUAAAGCUGUAGAUUUAAUUAAAGCUGAAUUGUUAAAAUGUCAAUCAUCUACAUAUUCUGGAUCAUCAAUUAUGAAUAUAACGCCUUGUUCUUCAACAAAGUCUUCAACAACAUCAAAAUCACAACAACUUACACCAACAACACAAAAUAUUCUUUUAGAAUGCUUUUAUCAUCGUGCUGAAGAUGAAGAUCUAGUAUUAGUUCCAUCACCAGAGGAGGAAUUAACACAGUAUUUGUCUUCAAAUAUUACAGUGGGACCUAUUGGUGAUGUCUUAUUGUUUUGGAAAAAACAUCAGAAUACAUUUCCAACUCCCGCUUCAAUAGUAAAAACUAUUUAUAAUAUUCCAGUUUCUAAUACUACAGUCGAGCGUUUGUUUUCUACAGCUGGUAAUACUAUUUCUGAUCGACGAACAAACUUAGAUGGCGAAAAGGUGAAUAAAUUACUUUUUCUUAAUAAAAAUCUAGUGACAUUAAAAGAAUUUGAUCGUCAAAAAUUGUUAUUCAUGCAUGAAAAACGAAAACUAGAUCAAAUGUUAUUGGCUUUGUCACCAACAAACUCGAACAACGUCGAUGCCAACGAUGGUGACGAAGAAGAAUUAUUUUUUUCUUCAUCAACAACAAAAACAGCUCGAACUCGAACGUUUGAUAAUAAUCAAUUUAGUGAUGAGAAAAUCAUUAACGAACAUAGUGAGAGCGUCGACGAACAAGAAUAA
This is a messenger RNA of Rotaria sp. Silwood1, 1080 nucleotides long. The record is from the annotation of a GenBank genome assembly. NCBI's taxonomy places the organism in Eukaryota, Metazoa, Rotifera, Eurotatoria, Philodinida, Philodinidae.